Molecule: messenger RNA, 1769 nt
Organism: Saccostrea echinata
Lineage: Eukaryota; Metazoa; Mollusca; Bivalvia; Ostreida; Ostreidae
Exons: 2
Coding region: 175-1305 (376 amino acids)
Molecular function (GO): zinc ion binding
Source: RefSeq, a predicted model, not a curated record
GAGGAUGACAGCAAAGAACAAACAAUCACAGAACAAUCGGAUAGAACUAAGGGUAGAUAACUCCUGUGGUGGUACAAUAGAAAUAAAUGAUGUUUAAAUUCAACGGGUCUAAUCAAAUAGAAACCUAAUCUAACGAGACAUUGAAAGUGUUUUGUAUAAUCCCUAUCCCUCAAUAUGUCUUCAUAUAUCAUUACGCAAAACUGCGAGUCCUGUUGGACGAGGCGCGUCAGACAGACAGCAAGCCUUAUGUGCAAUGACUGCCGAAUACCUUUAUGCGAUGCCUGCUCAGAAAAACACAAAGGACAGUUCAACCAUUGGAAUUUCUCAAGUCUAUUGAAGCAAAAGGAACCAGAAAAAGAAGAGGAAAGUGAUAAUUAUUACGAGGAUAGUGACGACGAAGGAACGAACAAGAGCGACAAGGACGUUAUCAAAAUGUCCAAACUUCUACUAAAGGAAAUUUCGGUGAAACUCCCAGAUGAAAAAGAUUGCAAAGUGACCGGAUUGUCUGCUUUUCAGAACGAUGUCAGUACGUUAGUGGCAGACGUGGAAAACAGAAUGUUGAAACUGUUUGACAAUAACCUUGAGCUGAAAUGGACAGUCCCGGUGACGCGUGAUUGUGUGGGUGUCACAGUAGUAUCGGAGAAAUCCUUCGCCACAAUAGCUGGGAAAAAGCUUCAAUAUUGGGGCAUUGAGACUGAUGAUGAGGGCACAAUCAUUCCGAAGAAGGAGGAAGAAGUGGAAAUAAGCCACACAGGCUUUGCAGUCCAUUCCAAUGGCAAAUACAUAGGGGUUCUAAUGAGUUCUGACCAUCAGGUUCAGAUUUUUCACCUUUCCUGUGACGAGAUGCAAUCUAUAGACUUACACAAAAUUACAAACAGACCCAUCACUCCGGGGUUCACUCUGCUUCUGGACUCUGAUUUAGACCGAUUCUACAUUUCGGACAGAGACUACGUGAAUGGGACCAAGCUUUUGAGUGUGUCCUUUACAGGGGAGCUGGUGUGGGAGUGUCGUGUCCCCGCCUCUGUCGGGGGGAUCGCUGAGCUUGACAAUCUCCUAUUUGUGGUCAGUAUAGGUUAUGCGAAGAUUCAUAGAAUCACCAAGGACGGAAUGGACGUUGGGUCCCUGAUAUCUGACGAGGGCAAACUUCCGUUCCAUAUUUGUACCCAACCACUGGAAAAAACAUUAAUAGUGUCCCAUAAUUUUACUGGAAAGGAUAGAAAUAUUAUAAGAGUGUACAAUUUGGAAGAAAUUCUUUAUGACCAUGAAGAAUUUGAAAAAGACGACGAUGAAAUAGAACUACCUUAAUAUUCUCUACUGUAGAAUUUCUACACUUGUCUUUAAGUAUGGUGCACAUACAUUGUAGGUGAUAGUGGUGCUUUAUUAGGAGACUCUCCAAAAAUAUUCAAAAUGAAUACUUGAGAUUUACCAAAGUUCAAGAGGAUGCCUUAUUCUGUAUUUUUUAGAUUUGAAUGAUUGGUUGUUAGUUUAAAUAACAAUUUAUCCAUGGAAUAAAUCCGGUAUUUAAAUUUCAUUUUCUUAAGGAGAGUUAGAUCAAUUUGGACGAAGACCAAUUUCAACAUUGUAAUUCUGUCUGAAAGCAGUAUUGAAAUUGAUGCCCCUUAGUGAUUUAAAAACACAACUGAAAUACAUAUUUCACCAAAUGUUUUCAAAAUAUAUGGUAUUCAGGUUAGAAUGUUUCGCAAGACUGGCAAAGGAAAAUAUACACUAAUAUACGAAUGAAUGUUGCACAGAACAGAGUACUUUUUAUC